This is a messenger RNA of Bombina bombina (fire-bellied toad), 3459 nucleotides long. RefSeq names its product armadillo repeat containing 2 (gene ARMC2). The transcript is spliced from 18 exons. The record is from RefSeq and is a predicted model, not a curated record. Gene Ontology annotation, biological process: sperm axoneme assembly; cilium organization. The coding region runs from base 81 to 2648 and encodes 855 amino acids. Lineage: Eukaryota; Metazoa; Chordata; Amphibia; Anura; Bombinatoridae. Gene Ontology annotation, molecular function: protein binding.
CAGCAACAAGGCGGACUACGAGGCCCCGGAUUCCGGAACCUACCAAACCCGUUGUGUUCAAGAUUUGCUAACGAGAGACAAUGCAUUCCUACCAUGAUAAAAAAUCAGACCCAUUUUACAAACUACCUGCAUCCAAACCAGCAAGUUCCAAAAUAGUUAAUGAGGCACGAAAUGCCCUUAGCACAGUGGGGACGCAAAGGCCUUUUACACCAAGAGAAGACAUCAGAAAACUGUUUGGAUCUUCAUCUUCCAGGACACAAGAUAACCGACCUCCUUCCUCAUUUAGUCUGGAUGCUUGUAACUUUGAAUAUUGUGACUCAAGACCUGUUUCUGGGACACGCCUGCGUCCUCUGUCUAAUAAACCAAAGCUUCCACUCCUUCCUCCAGAAGAUACAGAGAGUGCGCCAAGAACACCUCACCCCCCUCUACAUCCGAUGCUGGCUAAGAGAAGCAGUAUAGGCAGACGACGUUUGUUAGAACCUUUAUCCCAAGGAACCCUGGUUUCUGAUUGUGGGAAUCAACCAGAAGAAGGAAAGAAGCAGGAGAGUACUGAAGGGUCAAGCCAUAUCUCAAGAGUUCAUUUAGAAGACAACAUUCCUAUUUCAGGAUCUCAACAAGCCCUUAAUGAAAGCGACAACACCGAACACCUGCAGAAACUUCCAGAACAAAACAUUUCUCUGGAAGAUGACAGUCGAUGUGGUCCUUGUGGAAGAAGGUGCAGCCCACCUCUGAGUCACAGUCAUCAAGGAAGUUCCAUAUCAGGAAUUAAAGCAGGUUUUGAAUCUGAACAAGUGAGAGGAACUGAACAAGAGACAGAAACGGAGAUAAACCUCUGGGUUGUGAAGGUUUUUCCUAUUCUGCAGGAAUUAGAUGCAGCUUGCAACGACAAAAACGUGGAAGAUCUCUGCUGCAUCUGUGCUAAACUCCACAAAUGCCUGGAAGAUGGAAACAUGUUAGGAAAACAGUGUAUAAAAAGAGCUUCCAUCCUGAAGACUUUGUACAGAUUAAUUGAGAUUGGUUCAGAUAAACUUAACCUCAGACUUUCAGGUCUUAUUCUUGCUCUGAAAGUCAGUGGCAAAAAUCUCCUCUCCAUCUGUAAAGUCUUGUUUAAAAUCAGCCGAAAUGAAAAUAAUGAUGACUUUUUCCAAAAUUAUAAUAUACUAGGUUACUUGUUGGAGGUCCUGCAAAACGAAGAUGUCCGUGCAAACAGCGAAGCUUUUCUUUACUGCAUGGCGGCGAUCAAAUUCCUGUCUGGAAAUACUGCUCUUCUAAAUGACUUAUUAAAGAAACAGGCAGUUGAAAUAUUAGUUGCCUUAAUGAAGCAAAUCAUCACUUACAACGCAGCUCCAGGAACAAGUUCUCCAAAUAUCGGCCAUCUGCUGGUGCAGCUCACUGCCACCCUGAGGAACCUGGCUGAUCUUCCGCAGUCCAGACAAAUGUUUCUAGAGAGCAAUGCACUUUCUGAUCUCUGUUUGCUGAUGGAGCACUUUGUAUGUGAUGAGGACAUCUGUACCAAUAUUUCACGAAUACUGAGCAAACUUUCUUCCUACAAUGACUGCUGUACAACUCUGAUUGGAUGCGCCAGAUGCUAUCCUGCAUUGUUAGCCGUUCUGAGAAAACAUCCGAACAAGCAGGACCUUGUUGUGCGUAUUUUUUAUACUCUUGGGAACCUAACAGCAAAGAAUAACAAGGCACGAGAACAGCUGUAUGAAGAGAAAGGAAGCAUCAAGACCCUGCUUGGAUUUUUACACACUUAUAUUGAGUUUGACAUUAAUUCAGAACAGAAAAAAUACACUGAAAAUACAGAGAAUACAACAGAGAGAAUGAAAGACUCCAAAAGACCUUCUGAAAUAGAAGAUGUUCUAGUCAAACUCAUUAGGUUACUGGCCAACAUGUCCAUCUACUCUGUCAUAGGCAAAGAUCUGGCUGCUAAUCAGAGCUGUGUUACACUUUUAAUGCUAAUUCUUGAUUACAAAUCAGUUGAGAAAUGCGAAGAGUUGUUGAUAAAUACUGUUGCAGCUAUUAAUAACCUAUCCUACUAUCAAGAUUGCCCUUCCAUUAUUAUAGACAGGAGGCUGCAGAUUUCACAGCUGCUUUUAAAACUGCUGCUGUGCAAUAACAUGGACGCUAUUCUUGAAACCACACGAGUCUUUGGCAAUCUCUCCCACUAUCAAGAUGUCUGUGAUUUCAUUGUGGCAAGGAAAAUCUACAAGUUCAUGGUUACUCUUCUGGAUGCUAAACAUCAAGAUGUCUGCUUCUCUGCAUGUGGUGUUCUGGUAAAUCUAAAUGAAGACCGCAGUAAACGAGCCUUACUGAAACAAGAUGGUGGCAUUAAAAAAUUAGCAGAUUGUUUACGAGACUUUGGACCCUCAGACUGGCAACUGGCUGGUUUGGUGUGUAAAGCCUUGUGGAAUUUCAGUGAAAAUAUAACUGAAGCACAGUCGUGUUUUGGGCAUGAGGAGACGCACAUUAUAAUGGAGCUCUUAUCAUCCUUUCUAGAUGAAGAAAUUGCCCUGCACAAGAGGUGGAAUGAUGAUUUAAUGGAAUAUCACAAAACAUAUUGGGAAGAAGAAUUUAAACCUGUAGCUUCACAACUUCUAGAGAGAAUUCAGACUCAUUAUUCCAGUUUGGAGCCUUUGCCAAUUUAGACUUGGUGAUGGUUGCACAUUAAAUAGCUGUUAUUAAAUAUUGCUGUUUCAUUUUUUGAGACAGUAGCAAUUAAAUAUAUUUUUGAAAUGUAUAGUAAAUUAUUUGUUUUAAGAAAGCAAUCCUAAAUAAAUUAAAGGGACUUGAUACCUAAAUGUUGAAGCACUUGAAAGUGAUGCAGCAUAGCUGUAAAAAGCUAACUAGAAUAUCACCUAAACAUCUCUAUGUAUAAAAAAGAAAAAUAUUUGACCUCAAAAUUUCCUAAGUAGCCACAUUGUAAAGUGAUUUUCAGCAGCCAAUCAGGAUGCUAGUCCCGGGACUUGUAAGGGAGAGCGCAUCUGGCAUCUGCAGGCACAGUUAUGUUAUUUUCCUAUUCCGUUUAAAGAACUUUACUAUUAAAUCUCACAAGAUUUCAGUAAAAUCUCAUGAGAUCACAUCAAAGCAUGACUUCAGCACUUCUGAUGCUUAUUGGCAAUUGUUUUUUUGGGGGGGUUUAUCCUGCAACUGGACAGUAGCUGAAGGAUAACUGUUCACUGAGCAAUUACUAUUGAGAGAUGAAAAAAUGUUGAUGAACAAUAUCUUUUUUACAUAGAGAUGUUCAUGUGAUAUUUUCUUGUCAGCUUUUUACAGUUACAGUAUGCUGCAUCACUUUCAAGUUUUAUGUCAAUUUAACAGUUUUGUAAAAAAAAAAAAAAAUACAGAAUUUAUGUACUAAAAGCUAUAUUUUAAGUGAUAAAUAGGUUUCUUCUUGAAUACAUUUUAAUUUUUUUCAGAUACUUUUGAGAAUAAAAUUAUCUACCAUCUAAAAUGUUA